Messenger RNA from Cladophialophora yegresii CBS 114405, 882 nucleotides. Its product is annotated as enoyl-CoA hydratase. Gene Ontology annotation, molecular function: catalytic activity. The transcript has a single exon. The coding region runs from base 1 to 882 and encodes 293 amino acids. NCBI's taxonomy places the organism in Eukaryota, Fungi, Ascomycota, Eurotiomycetes, Chaetothyriales, Herpotrichiellaceae. The record is from RefSeq and is a predicted model, not a curated record.
AUGGACCCCCAAUUGAUACAAGUAACCACCACCCCCAAAGGCAUCACCACCAUCACAAUCACCCGCCCCCGCCGCCGCAACGCCGUUAACCCAGCCACCGCCCGCGCCCUGUACGCCGCGUUCCUAGCCUUCGAAGCGGACUCGACCCAGAAAGUCGCCAUCCUCACAGGCGCGGGCGGCACGUUCUGCGCGGGCGCCGACCUCAUCGACCUCACCGCCGCCGGCGCCGCUGCCCAGCAACGUGGCCGUCCCCACCCCGACCCCAGUGGUAACAACGCCUCCACAAACCCAAACCCUAACGCUGACGCGAGCCACCUCGAACCCGUACGAGGACGCAACAUUGGCCCCAUGGGCCCGUCACGCCUACAAGUAAUCAAACCCGUCAUCGCCGCGGUCGCGGGCCACGCGGUCGCGGGCGGCCUCGAACUCAGCCUGCUGGCGGACAUGCGCGUCGUGGAAGAGGACGCCACGUUCGGCGUGUACUGUCGGCGGUGGGGCGUGCCGCUGAUCGACGGCGGCACGGUGCGACUGCAGGCCAUCGUCGGGCUGGGGAGGGCGCUGGACAUGAUCCUCACGGGGCGUGGGGUGUCGGCUGCGGAGGCUCUCGGCAUGGGGCUGGCGAAUCGCGUGGUGGGCCGCGGAAGGGCGGUCGAGGAGGCGACGCGCAUCGCGGAGCAGCUUGUCGAGUUCCCGCAGGGGUGUAUGCUCGCGGAUCGCGCGUCGUGUUAUUAUGCUGCGUUUGAGGCGACGGGGUUCGAGGAUGCGCUGCGGAGGGAGUAUGAUGAGGGUGUUGGCGUUGUGGAGCACGAGGGUAUGGCUGGGGCGGCGAGGUUCGCUGGAGGCCAGGGCAGGGGCGGUGUGUUUGGGAAGUCGAAGUUGUGA